UCUGAGGUUCUUCCACUGGUUUCCUCAAUUGAACGCACUCAUGCGUAAAGAUCCUGCACGAGAUCAGUACAUGAUUAACUUUCCUCGAAAUAUUUCAUCGUGAUAUCUAUAUAAACUGUACCUCGUACUUGUAUGUGUGUGCGCACGCCAUCAGCGAGUUUAAAUGUUGAUUUGCGGAAGCCUAAGUGCGCCUUCUAAGCACACAUUUCGCGCAAACUGGCCGAGAAGUUACCUCAGUUGAGACCACAAGUGGUCAGUCACCAUGACUCGGAUAUUAUGGGAUGCAAUUUUCCUCAUAAGCGGUUCACUGUUUACAAUAGGAGUAGGGCAGAGCACCUCGACAACGCUCAAAGACAACGUUGCCGGCACUGCUCUUCCUAACACCUUGGGAAACCGUCAUGCAGCCACCUCCAUGUCUGCAAGCUCAAACAUUUUAUUUGGAACACAGCUGAGUCGGUUGGACACCACCGUCUCCAUCGCUACCAGUUCAUCUUUGGCAGCAUAUGCCACAGCCAGCAACUCUGGAGUGCCUGAAACAGCAUUAACAACAAUACCUACAACAACAGUCUCUACAGCAACACUGACUACUACCACGACUACUCCUAACACCCCUCCAGUGAAAAAGUUCGUGGCGGCGGCUGUUCGCUCUCAUUUCGAUAACUGUCCAGACUCCCAUCGCCACUUCUGUUUCCAUGGAACGUGUCGGUACCUGAUAUUGGAGGAGACACCUGCAUGCAUAUGCCAUCCAGGCUUUGUUGGGAUGAGAUGUGAGCAUGCGGACCUGCUGGCUGUUGUGGCCACCAAAAACCGUCAGCAAACAGUUGCCACCGUGCUGGUGUUGUGUGUGAUUGGAUGCGUUGUUAUCAUAGUGGUGUGCGCAUUGCUAAAUUGCUGGUGGAGGCGGGAAUGCCGAAAGAGGAGACGCCCUCAUCACUUCAUUCCAGAAAAGUCUGUUUACACACAGAAGCACAGAGCACCAUGCUAUCCUUCUGAAAGCGUGGUGUGAUAGGAUACCGAUGUGGAUCCUGAUCCUGGUGCUUCUUUCAACUGUCAGGUGUUAAAUCUGCCUCCCAAAAAUUACAGAGAAAGAAGCGGUGUCUUCGGUGCGACUGAGGCAGGACACAAAAUAAGGUAGGACGUUCCUUCGCAACGCUUUCUGUUGACUUUGGACUUUCUGCGAGGUGGCAAAAUGGAAAUUCCCUCUAUCCUUGCGUGGAAAUAAGCACGGAACUGUUUGAAGUAGAGGAUGAAGCAGCUGCCAAACCAUGAUUACCGUUUCUUCACAAGAGGUCUACGUGGACAUGAAUCAUCCUGUGUGGAUUUGGCAAAAAAAGGAGGGGCCUAAGGAACUCCAGGACCAUCCAAAUUCAUUGACCUAAAUUCCUAUUUAUGUCUUUUAUUAACUUUGAGCACUUUUCAGAACGACAAGCACGAUUGAUGCUGAUGCUUUAAACUACAUUUUUAGUCUUUUAUUUUAAGAGAGAAAACACAUUUCACUGGACAAAUUGGGGAUUGAUGGACUGAAUGGAUGAAGCUCGGACGUGGAACGCCUUUCUUCAGAUGUGAUUAAUCUAAGAAAUCCCACCAGGAUAAAAUUGUGGUUGUGGGGCCUUGGCUAAACUGGAAUGUGUUCUUUCAUCACAAAUUUUACAUUAAAAAGACGAAGAGAGAGGGGAAAAAAAUCCAAAACACACACUCAUAUAACACAUGGGUGGUUGUCAUUCUAUGGUGGCUUUUAAUUCAAUGGCACUUUUCUGCAAUAUUGCUCAUAUUUCCUAAAAUCUGCACUUUGGAUUCACAGAUUUUCUUGCUUUGGUGCACAUAUUUAUUAAUAUUCUCUACUUGAGUGAUGUGUUUUGGCCUCACUUCUGAUUUGAAUUUAAUAGUUUUAAAGAUGGCAAAUAUGUGUGUAUUUACAUAUGUAAAAAAAAAAGAACCUCCAAAAUUGGCGAAGGGAUUAAAACAAUAAUACCUGUCGAGCUGAAAACGAUGCAGGAAAACAAUACAAAAAACUCUUGAGAUGUGGCAGCUUCUACCAUGAAAUGAAUGUUUUGGUAAUACAGAUGCCAAAGGAGAGUGAGGGGGUAAAUGCAUUUAUUUCUGUUUACAGUGUCUGAUGUUUGCAGAGUCCUUUUGUAUGUCUCCUUUUGUGGGCAUUUUUGAUGUGUGAAAUCGUGUAAAUGUAUACACAUUCAAUGUUUUAGAUUUCGGUGCAUUUCCACUAUAAAGAGGGAUCAGUGGAUCGUUAUUAUUUGGUUUGUCACUUUUGUGGUGUCUCAGUUGCUUUAUCUGCAUUUGUUUUCAAAUGAUGGAUUAAAAUUGCAAAUAUCUGACUGACCUUUUCUCUUCACUAUGAAUUUUUAACCCUUUAACACCGUACUUGUCGGCCGCGACAGUUAUGCAUAUCAUCUGUAAAGCCUCGUCACCCUGUAAUUACAUCACCCACGUGCCGCUGGUCGUUGUCAUUUGAAAGUGAUGAAGUUGAGGUCCAUGUCAGUUAUUACUUAAGUCAAUUGACCGAGUAAAACGGGAAAUAAUGUCACUUGAGUUUUAUAGUUUUAUUGCCCUUAUAAAUAAGCAUUAAAACGCUGCAUGGACCAUGUGUUUAUGUCCAUAUUUCCAUCAUUUCUUGUCCUUUUUCAAAACCGAAAGCACCACAAAAAACUACAUAUCCCAGGAGCCAUUGUGAGGUCACGAAAGACGGACGUAAUGUGAACAUUUUUAAGAAAUUGCCGAGGGAGGCGAGGUAGCGAGUGAUGGCCGGUUGGAUUAAACAAGCAACUUUGAAACGUGCGGACUGAAUCAAAAGCUAAAUUUAGCGCAAGCUUAUGCAUUAUUUAAUUAACUCAAAGAGGAUGGGCCAAAGUUGUCGUUGCUUUCACCGGAAGAGUGAGUCGGCGAGUGAGAAGUGACAGCAGUGC
Messenger RNA from Corythoichthys intestinalis (scribbled pipefish), 2921 nucleotides. RefSeq names its product transforming growth factor, alpha (gene tgfa). The coding region runs from base 263 to 1006 and encodes 247 amino acids. Lineage: Eukaryota; Metazoa; Chordata; Actinopteri; Syngnathiformes; Syngnathidae. The record is from RefSeq and is a predicted model, not a curated record. The transcript has 7 exons. Gene Ontology annotation, molecular function: growth factor activity; epidermal growth factor receptor binding. Gene Ontology annotation, biological process: positive regulation of cell population proliferation; positive regulation of mitotic nuclear division; epidermal growth factor receptor signaling pathway.